GCCACAGAGCAGCGACACCACGUGACUCGACGCACGACGCCACAACAGCGUCAACUGCUUCAACAGCAACAGCAGCAACAGCAACAGCAGCAGCACGGGGAAGUUGACUCGGGGCAGUGUGAUCUUCUGAAAUAACUGCGUUUUGUCACCAUGACGCCACCGGCUCGGCUGUGUCUGUGUGAGUGAGCGCGCACAGAGACUCCCCCCGUGCGGCCGUGCUCGUUGCUCCUUUCCCCGGUGUCGGAGCUCCUUUCCCCGGUGUCGGAGCUGUUUAUGGCGGAGCCCGCAGCCGCAGCCCCGGGGAGAGCGGAGGAAGACCCGGCUGAAGACAUAAACGAGGCGGAGCUGGCUCUCAAAGGCAUCAACAUGCUCCUCAACAAUGGAUUUAAGGAAAGCGACGAGCUGUUCCGGGCGUACAGAAACUACAGUCCUCUGAUGAGCUUUGGGGCCAGCUUUGUCAGUUUUCUGAACGCCAUGAUGACUUUUGAGGAGGAGAAGAUGCAGAUGGCUCUGGAGGACCUGAAGGCCACAGAGCGUCUGUGUGAGAGCGACAGCACCGGAGUCAUCGAGACCAUCAAGAACAAGAUCAAGAGGAGUAUGGACUCUCAGAGGUCAGGAGUGGCAGCGGUGGAUCGUCUCCAGAGGCAGAUCAUCAUCGCAGACUGUCAGGUUUAUCUGGCUGUUCUGUCCUUCAUCAAACAAGAACUUUCAGCGUAUAUCAGAGGAGGCUGGACCCUCCGCAAAGCCUGGAAAAUGUACAACAAAUGCUACAGUGACAUCACCCACCUGCAGGAAGGCCAAAGGAGGAGAGCGUCAGAGCAGCCCACAGCGCCCCCUAUCUCCUCCUCCUCUUCAGACCCCCCCAGCCACAACUCCUCCCCCGGCCCCAGCCCCUCCGUGCGGCCCCACGCCAUCAGCCUGGAGGCCCUGGACCGACUCAAAGGCUCCGUCAGCUUCGGCUACGGCCUCUUCCACCUCUGCAUCUCCAUGGUCCCCCCUCACCUGCUCAAGAUCGUCAACCUGCUGGGUUUCCCCGGCGACCGUCACCAGGGCCUGUCUGCGCUCUCCUACGCCAGCGAAAGUAAGGACAUGAAGGCCCCCUUAGCUACCCUGGCCCUGCUCUGGUACCACACAGUUGUCCAGCCGUUCUUCGCCCUGGACGGCGCAGACACACAGGCCGGACUCAUAGAAGCUCGAUCGAUUCUCCAGCAGCGAGAGGCCACCUAUCCCAACUCCUCCCUCUUCAUGUUUUUCAAAGGCAGAGUCCAACGUCUCGAAUGCCACAUCAGCAGCGCCUUGAAGUCCUUCAGCAGCGCCUUGGACCUGGCCUCUGGUCAAAGGGAGAUUCAGCAUGUGUGUUUAUACGAAAUAGGCUGGUGCAGCAUGAUUGAGUUGAAUUUUGGAGACGGCUACAGGGCCUUCGAGCGACUGAAGAACGAGUCACGCUGGUCUCAGUGCUACUACGCCUAUUUAACCGGAGUGUGCCAGGGAGCCAGCGGCGAGCUGGAGGGAGCCGUGUCUGUCUUCAAGGAGGUGACACGAUUGUUCAAACGCAAGAAUAACCAGAUCGAGUUGUUUUCCAUGAAGCGAGCAGAGAAACUACGCAGCCCCAACGUCACCAAAGAGCUGUGCAUCCUGUCAGUGAUCGAGAUUUUAUAUUUGUGGAAAGCUCUGGCCAACUGCUCCGAGCCAAAACUGCAAACCAUGACACAAGUCUUGCAGGGGAUAGACGACGCUUCCUCUACGGGCUUGAAGUACUUACUGCUGGGCGCUAUCAACAAAUCUCUUCACAAAACCAAAGAAGCCAUACAGUAUUUUCAUUUAGCUGCAAGAGAUGAGGUGGGCUGUCUCACCAACUCCUACGUACAGCCCUACUCCUGCUACGAACUGGCCUGUGUGCUGCUCAGUAACCCAGAGACGGCAGCGAGGGGUCGAAUGCUAAUGCUUCAGGCUAAGGAGGACUACGCAGGUUAUGACUUUGAGAACAGAUUACACGUGCGCAUUCACUCAGCGCUGGCCUCAGUGCGGGCCCCAGCUCCGCCAUAGGACUCUGCACCUCACUGCACCUUGCCAUUCAAAUUUCUAUUUUAUAAUUUCUUCUAUUUAUUUUUGAACCACAUGCCAAUAAUAUUUAUGUGUGCAAUAAUAAGAUUUGUACAGGCAACUGUUGCUCUGGUGACAGAAAAAACUUACUGUAACAAACCUUUUUAGAAAUGUCCAUAUUUAGUACUUUUACAUUUUUAAAGGGACGGGUUGUAUAUUGUACUUUUGAUGUGUCAGAAGUUCAGUUCUGUAAAAACAUAUCCAAAGUUUUCCACAGCAGUCAAGUGAACCUGAAUGUCUCAGUGUAGUAACUUAAUCUUAUGACUUCAGUGUUGUACAGACUUGAGUAUUUUGUAUUUAAAUGGUGUAAGAGGCACAGACAGUGUUUUUCACUGUGUUUUAAUAAAAUUAAAUACUGUAAAAUGUUCUGU
Molecule: messenger RNA, 2474 nt
Organism: Periophthalmus magnuspinnatus
Lineage: Eukaryota; Metazoa; Chordata; Actinopteri; Gobiiformes; Gobiidae
Product: tetratricopeptide repeat protein 39C-like
Exons: 14
Coding region: 274-2046 (590 amino acids)
Biological process (GO): otolith morphogenesis; cilium assembly
Molecular function (GO): protein binding
Source: RefSeq, a predicted model, not a curated record